AUGGAUGCUACCAAUGAAGAGCCUGACCUGGAAUAUCCUCCCUCAGACACUCCAAUGGGCUCGGAUGAUGAAGUAGUUGGAUCCGACGUGGCAACCCAAACUUGCAGCAACGAAGUGGAAGAACCCUAUGAAUGGACAGAGGGAAGCCUGGCCAUGUUCGAAAAUUAUGGUGUGGUGCCUCCCUUGGCAAUGCGGCAGGAAUGCGAGGAAGAAAGCAAGGUUGACGAGGAUUUAAGAGAGGCAGCCACUGCAGCUGCGAAGAAACUCACCAUCCGUCUUCCUAGCCAAAACCAGCAUAGAGGCACCAAUGCGCCGAAGCUAGCUCCCAAAGCGCGCCAUCUGGGAGACAACAAAGCCAAAAAACCUGCAGAGGAGGCCGAUGGUGUGACAGAGAUUUUGGACACACCUAAGGCCAGUAAGAAGAAGAGAAAGAAGAGAAAAAAGCUCACCAAUCUGAUACUGCAAGCGAAGACUCAGAUACAGAGCCCAAGAAAAAGAAAAAAAAGGUUAAAGCUCACCGGUCAAGCAUUGGAAGCGACUCAGAUCCGGACACCGGCGAACUCCCCAAGGCGAAGAAGACCUCUCGUCAACCGUGGACAUCCACGCAAGGUUGUCGAUGACACACCAGUCACACCAAAAGUCUGGAGCGUGUCCGUGUUUGUUGAGAUUGCUUUGCCUCCAAAGCUACAAACUGGGAAGACGCCAUGUGGUGACAAGUUUGUGAAUAUGCCAGCCAUGAUGGGAGGGCCAUUUGUCUUCAUGCGAAAAAUGACAUGGGAGAAAUUCCUGGAGGAGGUUGCUGAAAUCGUGGACGUCGACAUUGAGAAUCUUGGGUUAGAUGGCAUGACAUGGGGGUUCCAAGAGAAGAAGGCAAAAUUACCACUCACCAACGACCAUGGGUUCCAGACUAUGCGGAACCAGAUCAAGAAUCACCGUGACUUGUCCUCCAUCAUCAUCGUUGUCUACCACCCUAUUCCUUGUGUUAGGCAACCUCGAGCAACAUUGCGAGAAAGUUGCAGUGCACCUCAGCCAGAUCCAGAUGGUGGGAGAGUCCAGGAAGUUCCUACUCGGUGGGAAGCCAAGAUCGGCCUUGAUGUUCAGCUUGCACCCAUCAUCGAGAAGCUUGAGGAGAUGUAUCCUGUCUCGGCGUGCGCUGAACACCAUGGAAUCAGAUGCUUGACGCACUCACCACACUCUGGCGAGUAUUGGCACUUCGAGCUAGAUCACAAAAAGCUAUCACUCUGGGCAAAUGCUAUCCUAAGGUGUGAGACUAGUUAUGAUAGAGUCCCAUUAGGUCGUGCAGGCUUUACUCUGAAAGAGAAAAUGCCAGACAGGAAGCAAGCAGCACCACAAACUCCAGGACGAACACAAGAGGUCCAUGCACAACCAAAUGGCUUUUUCCCGGGCUACGGGCCUCCGACAAUGGCUCCAAUGCCCCACCCCUCUCCUCACUACUAUCCAUACCCACCACCCAGUCCCUUCGGCUACGGCGCCCCUCCUUUAUGGGGGUAUCCAAACCCUAAUCACCCACCAUCGAUGCCAAUGCCUCAAGCUACCCCUUCCCUCCCAUUUCCAACACCUCAAGCUACCGCUUCUCUCCCACUUCCAGCAUCAAACACGAAUGGGGUCCAGCAGUGGUGUGUUCAGAACCGACUUGGCCAAGAAGAGUUUCAAGGCCUAGUCAAACUCGGGUUCCAUGUCGGCGAUGACUUGACUGGCCUUGAUAGGGAGAUGUGGACUUGGGCAGGCCUUGGCCCCUUGCACAAAUCAAGGAUUCUGGCAGCCUGUAAUUCAGGCCAGGCUGGACCAUCCAAUACCACCCAUUCAUUCCCGACAUCUCUUUGA
Messenger RNA from Laccaria bicolor S238N-H82, 1845 nucleotides. RefSeq lists its product as uncharacterized. The record is from RefSeq and is a predicted model, not a curated record. The transcript is spliced from 5 exons. Bases 1 to 1845 code for a protein of 614 amino acids. NCBI's taxonomy places the organism in Eukaryota, Fungi, Basidiomycota, Agaricomycetes, Agaricales, Hydnangiaceae.